AGAUUCAAGGCGUUCUCACUGCGGCAAAAGUCUGAGAGCAAGCUCAUCAAAAACAUGCGAAGCCUGUAUGGAAAGCAUUUUUCGGUCAUCUUGGGUGAUUGGAGCGACGCUGGAAAAACCAUGCGCUUUCAGGAGUCAUCAAAGACCAAAGGAUUCCGCACACUCUUUGCAAGAAACAGCAUUCCAUGCUACUUGCUAGAUGAGUAUCGAACGUCUUCCGUGUGCCCAGACUGCCACCGGCGUGUGAGGAAAAACAUCCGACAGCGGCUGUCAUCUCGGCCGUGGCAAGCUCGAAAGGGAAGAAUGGAAUUCGUCCAUGGAUUGGUGGGUUGCCCCAACCCCGAAUGUAUCAACCAAGACUGGACGCCAUUUGAGAUUCCUGGAAGACGACCACUACGACUAUGGAUGAGAGUGCACAAUCGGGACGUCCUAAGCACCAAGAAUUUCCUCUUGAUUGUGCGUUCGGUGGUGUUUGGCAAUGGCCGCAGACCAGACGCAUUCUCCCGUAACCGUAGGUAG
Messenger RNA from Fimicolochytrium jonesii, 519 nucleotides. RefSeq lists its product as uncharacterized. Lineage: Eukaryota; Fungi; Chytridiomycota; Chytridiomycetes; Spizellomycetales; Powellomycetaceae. The annotation marks the transcript as partial. The transcript is spliced from 2 exons. The record is from RefSeq and is a predicted model, not a curated record.